Pyrus x bretschneideri (Chinese white pear) is the source of this 2584-nucleotide messenger RNA. Its product is annotated as phospholipid--sterol O-acyltransferase. The record is from RefSeq and is a predicted model, not a curated record. Gene Ontology annotation, cellular component: cytoplasm. NCBI's taxonomy places the organism in Eukaryota, Viridiplantae, Streptophyta, Magnoliopsida, Rosales, Rosaceae. Gene Ontology annotation, biological process: lipid metabolic process.
AACUCCCAACUACCCAAAUCCAACGGGGCCAUAAGACUACAGGGAGUUGCAAUUCCCUCUUUCCAAACGGGUCAAGCAGCAAUGCGAUCACCGUCGUACAACCACCACGUCACGGCGUUUCUCCUCCUCCUUCUUCCUCAUCUCUUCAAUGGCGUCGGAGGGGACUGGACCGGCGACUACUCCAAACUCUCCGGCAUCAUAAUCCCUGGCUUGGCCUCCACGCAGCUCCGCGCGUGGUCGAUCCUCGACUGCCCUUACUCUCCUCUCGAUUUCAACCCUCUCGAUUUGGUCUGGCUCGACAGCACCAGAAUGCUCUCCGCCGUGAACUGCUGGCUGAAAUGCAUGCUUCUUGACCCUUACAACCAAACGGAUCACCCGGAAUGCAAGUCCCGGCCCGAUAGUGGCCUUUCGGCGAUCACGGAGCUCGAUCCUGGCUACAUAACGGGUCCUCUUUCUUCGGUGUGGAAAGAAUGGCUGAAAUGGUGUGUUGAAUUCGGAAUCGAGGCGAAUGCAAUUAUUGCUGUGCCGUAUGACUGGAGGCUGUCACCAUCUAAACUCGAGGAACGAGACCUUUACUUUCACAAGCUAAAAUUAACAUUUGAAACGGCGCUGAAACUUCGAGGAGGGCCCUCGUUAGUGUUUGCCCAUUCACUAGGGAAUCAUGUCUUUCGCUACUUUUUGGAGUGGUUGAAGCUGGAAAUUGCACCAAAACAUUAUAUCCAAUGGCUGGAUCAGCACAUUCAUGCCUAUUUUGCCGUUGGAGCUCCACUUCUUGGUACAGUCGAGGCAGUCAAAGGAACACUUUCUGGAUUAACAUUUGGCCUUCCAAUUUCUGAGGGGACAUCUCGGUUGAUGGUCAAUUCUUUUGCUUCCACGUUAUGGAUGUUGCCAUUUUCAAAGUAUUGUAGGGCAGAUAAUACAUGCUGGAAACAUUUCUCUGUGGAUGUCAAGGACAAGAGUAGUCAUCAUAUUAUCAUCUGUGAUGAGAGGGAAUUUCACUUUAACUUCUCUGGGUGGCCAACAAAUAUUAUUAAUAUUGAAAUUCCCUCAAUUCCUGGUAAAAUUUCGAUCAUGAUGCACUUUUUUGGUUGCGAUGUUGUUUUUCAUAGGUUCUCUUUGCAUCUUAUAUUGACAGGAUUUGGAGCGUAUCCAUCAGUUACAGAAGUAGCUGAGGGCAACUUGUCUAGCAUAGAAUGUGGACUUCCUACCCAAUUGUCUUUCUCUGGUUGUGAAAUAUCGGAUGGGACCUUUUUCAAAGCAAUAGAGGAUUAUGAUCCGGACAUGAAGAGGGUUUUGCAUCAAUUAAAAAAGUUAUAUCAUGAUGAUCCAGUUUUAAAUCCGCUUUCACCAUGGGACAGGCCACCUCUAAAAAAUAUAUUUUGUAUCUACGGAACAGACUUGAAAACUGAGGUUGGUUACUAUUUUGCACCAAGUGGCAAGCCCUACCCUGAUAAUUGGAUCAUUACCGAUGUGAUUUAUGAGCUUGAAGGUUCCUUGUUCUCAAGGUCAGGAAAUCUUGUUGAUGGAAAUGCAGGAGCUUCAAGCGGGGAUGAGACUGUCCCAUACCAUUCUCUUUCUUAUUGCAAGAAUUGGCUUGGACCAAAAGUCAACAUAACUAGGGCGCCUCAGUCGGAGCAUGAUGGUUCUGAUGUGCAAGUGGAGUUGAACAUGGAACAUCAUCAUGAAGAAGAUAUACUGCCCAACAUGACAAGGUUGCCAAGGGUCAAGUACAUAACUUUCUAUGAAGAUUCUGAAAGUAUACCAGGAAAAAGGACGGCAGUCUGGGAGAUAGACAAAGCGAAUCAUAGGAACAUUGUUAGAUCCCCAGUUGUAAUGAGAGAGUUGUGGCUUGAAAUGUGGCACGAUAUCCAUCCCGAUGCGAAAUCAAAAUUUGUUACUAAAGCCAAGCGUGGACCUCUGAGGGAUGAGGACUGUUAUUGGGAUUAUGGAAAAGCUCGAUGUGCAUGGGCAGAACACUGCGAAUAUAGAUACCUAUUCGGAGAUGUUCAUUUAGGACAGAGCUGUAGGUUGAAGAAUUCUUCAGCGGAUCUUCUUUUGCAUUAUUUGUAGAUUAGACGGUACUAGCACGGAACCAUUCAGGUCCCUUGCAGAUAUUUUUGAGAACUGGAGGCACAUACCAUUAACGGUUGAGCAAUUCCCUUUUGUAUCAAGCAAAAAGUCGAGACUGCAUCCCAGAUCUUCAAAAUGCUUGAUGAUUUUGUUGGUAGAAACCUUACUCGACGCCUCAGCUUUGUCUGCAGUCGAUUUUUGCAGCUGGAGGACAGCACUGCUGUAUCUGAUUUGCUUGCCGCUCAGCCCUCCCAAACAGUGUCGCACUGUAGUGUACCUUGUUUACUUGAUUAGUAUAGCUCUUAAAGGAACUACUGAACGACGCAAAGAUAAAGAUGUAUCGAACUAGAGUCUGUUGAUAUUCGAGAUCCAACUGAAAUAGGCAUUAAACUGUCACAUUUACAGAAUACGAUGUUUUUCUUGUAGAUUUUGUAUGUACGAGUCGAAAAUGUUCUUGAGGAGUGACGAUUGAUUGUAGAUUAACGAACUUGUUACGAAUAAAUCAUCUUAUGUA